Ustilago hordei is the source of this 948-nucleotide messenger RNA. RefSeq lists its product as uncharacterized. Bases 1 to 948 code for a protein of 315 amino acids. Gene Ontology annotation, molecular function: protein binding. The record is from RefSeq and is a predicted model, not a curated record. Lineage: Eukaryota; Fungi; Basidiomycota; Ustilaginomycetes; Ustilaginales; Ustilaginaceae. The transcript has a single exon. Gene Ontology annotation, cellular component: Cdc73/Paf1 complex.
AUGGUCCUCUCUUCCGCAAUUGACGGCUCGAUCGCACUCUGGGACAUCAAGCCUUUCUAUCAGUCUCCUGCUCCAUCAGCUGGAGAAGGCGAAAAUGAGGGAACAGUAGGGAACGUCGAUCCACCACUAUUGUCCUUGCCAGUAGAAGAUACGGAAUCGUUGAUCGUCUCAAAACUCGAUUCGCUAAAAGAAAAGUUCAAGCCGUCCGAAGCAUGGAAAACAGUCCUCGCCCCAUAUGACUACCAUUUUGCUGCUACAGGCGCAGGUGCAAGAGUGUCGGGCCACUUGAUCGACCACCAAACGUUUGGAGUAGGGGAUGAUGAAGGCGAAAUGCCAAGCUACCUUGCUGAGCUAAAAGAUCUCUUCGGCCUCUCCCUCGCCUUUUCUGGCUAUGGCCUAAUUGCCGUGGGCACGAACAGUGGUCAUGUUCUGCUCUAUCGCUCAUCAGCAAACGCUAACAUUCUCAGUCUCGUGACAGUGAUAGCAGACCAUGCAUCACCGAUCCGUAGCCUUGCUUUCACGGAUAAUCUACUGCUCGUUGGAUCCGACAACAGAACGAUCACCGUUCACGAUAUUAAACCUGUUGUCGAUGAUGCACGGUACGAAUCAACAGAUUCGAUGUCGGUUAGUACCGUUGCAUCUCUCACGGCUCAUAAAGGAUGGAUCUUGGGCUUGGAAGGUGUUCCAGGUGCGCAAGGUGUAUUUGCAAGCAUAAGUGCGGAUAAGAGUAUCAAGUUUUGGGAUUUGGGAUCUGCUACGAAGAACACGCCGGUUUGGAAUGGUAGUGAGGUCAAUCAAAUUCGAGCGUUUUCAUUCCAGCCUCUACCGAAGAUGGAGGACCAUGAGGAUCCGAAGAAGCGAGAAAAGACAACAGGUUCCAUGACGAGAUUUGUGACUGCUAGCGAAGAUGGUAGAUUGAGAUGGUAUAGAGGGGCUGGACUGGGGUGA